GCGCGUACAGUGAUGUCUUGAAUUGUUAUUGUAGUGUAAGUGGAAUCUAUAAUAACAAACUACGUGUAAAAUUUGUACGGCUUCGUUUUGGUUAUACCAUCUAAUAAUAUUUGAAUCAAUAAUUUACAUAACAAUCAAGCAAGGAGUGAACCUUUAAGAAGAAGAAAUGUACGGCUUCGUUAAUUACGCACUUGAGCUGUUGGUGACUGAUUCCUUUGGCAAGGAAACAUGGGAGACGAUCAAGAAAAAGGCUGACGUGUCCAUGGAAGGCAGUUUCCUGGUGAGACAGAUAUACGAAGAUGAGAUUACUUAUAAUCUGAUAACAGCAGCUGUGGAGGUUCUACAAAUACCAGCCGAUUCCAUUUUGGAGUUAUUUGGCAAGACCUUCUUUGAGUUUUGCCAAGAUUCGGGAUAUGAUAAAAUUCUGCAGGUUCUCGGUGCUACGCCACGUGAUUUUUUGCAGAACUUAGAUGGUCUGCACGACCAUCUGGGAACUUUGUACCCGGGAAUGAGAUCACCAUCAUUCAGAUGCACGGAGAGACCCGAGGACGGCGCCUUAGUUCUUCACUACUACUCCGAUAGACCGGGACUGGAGCAUAUUGUUAUUGGGAUUGUGAAGACCGUGGCCAGCAAACUCCACAACACUGAAGUGAAGGUGGAACUGCUGAAGUCUAAGGAAGAAUGUGACCAUGUCCAGUUCCUUAUCACGGAGACAUCGACUACUGGUCGGGUGUGCGCGCCGGAGAUAGCCGAGAUUGAGACAUUGUCUUUAGAGCCCAAAGUGAGUCCAGCUACGUUCUGCCGCGUGUUUCCAUUCCACCUGAUGUUCGAUCGGGAACUAAACAUCGUUCAAGCUGGACGCACCGUCUCCCGUCUGCUACCAAGAGUCACUAGGCCUGGAUGCAAGAUCACGGAUGUUUUGGAUACGAUUCGACCGCAUCUUGAGAUGACGUUCGCAAACGUCUUAUCUCAUAUCAAUACGGUGUACGUGCUGAAGACCAAAUCAGAGGAGAUGAGCGUCAGUGAUGCAACCCAUGACGAAAUAGCUCCAUUGAGACUGAAAGGUCAAAUGCUGUACAUUCCUGAAACUGAUGUGGUCGUAUUUCAGUGUUACCCCAGUGUAACAAAUCUCGAUGAUCUCACACGUCGAGGACUCUGUAUCUCUGACAUUCCUCUGCACGACGCGACCCGUGAUCUGGUCCUCAUGUCAGAGCAGUUCGAAGCUGACUACAAACUUACCCAGAACCUGGAGGUCCUGACAGACAAGCUGCAGCAGACCUUCCGCGAACUUGAUUCGGAGAAAAAGAAAACCGAUCGUCUUCUAUACUCGGUGCUACCCAUCAGCGUAGCAUCGGAGCUCCGACACCGACGGCCCGUACAGGCGCGUCGAUACGAUCCCGUGACCUUGCUGUUCAGUGGUAUCGUGGGAUUCGCUAAUUACUGCGCCAACAACACCGACCAUAAAGGUGCUAUGAAGAUUGUAAGGAUGCUCAAUGAUCUGUACACGGCAUUCGAUGUCCUGACUGAUCCGAAAAGGAGUCCAGAUGUUUAUAAGGUGGAGACGGUGGGUGACAAGUACAUGGCAGUGUCAGGACUACCUGAAUACAAAGUAGCACAUGCUAAACAUAUUUCGCUCCUGGCUCUGGACAUGAUAGAUCUAGCGCAAACUGUCACCGUGGAUGGCGAACCUGUUGGAAUUACCAUUGGCAUCCAUUCUGGAGAGGUGGUGACUGGAGUUAUAGGUCACCGCAUGCCGCGUUACUGUCUCUUCGGGAACACAGUGAACUUGACCAGCCGUUGUGAAACCACCGGUGUACCGGGCACUAUCAACGUGAGCGAGGAUACUUACAGUUACCUGAUGCGUGAGGACAACCAUGACGAUCAAUUUGAGCUGACAUACCGCGGCCACGUGUCCAUGAAGGGUAAAGCUGAACCGAUGCAGACUUGGUUCCUCACCAGGAAGAAGAUGUAAGAGAAAUCUGCAAGGUCGAAGAAUUCAUCAAAUUAUCUAAGCACAUUAUAUUAUAGAAAUCUAAUAGCAUCUAUAGCUUUGGCUAUUAAAGGGUCUCUUAUGAUAAGAAGAACGACGGAAGCCGUACAUUACAUGUUAGAAUAUCUUGACUUUCACUAUUUAUAUUAGAAUUCAAAGUUUCAGUGACAGGUUGAUAGAAAUCUGAUUACGUGAUUACUAUUUUUUUUAGUACACUACUUAAGACACUUUCAAUGAUCUUUCGGAUAUUAUAUUUAAAACUGUUUGCAUUUUAAUUUUAGACGUAAUGCUGACAAUGCUAAGUUUAUGGAAAGUGAUCUCUUGAAUAGUAAUGUAGUCCUAUAUAUGGCAGUUUGUAUUACUAAUAGUUUUUAUUAUAGAUGCACUCUCAUUAUUAAAUAAAAUAUCAUUACCUAUAUUAUUAUUAAUGUAGAAUUUAUUAGAUAUUAAAAUUGAUGUAGAAAAACUAUCUACAAUAUACUCAUCGAUCUGUUAGCAUAUGUAAUGAAAGGAUUAAGAAAUGCUUUUUUGGUGUAAUUACCUUUAUUUAAGGAGUUUCCUAAUAAGAUAAUGUCUAUUUUUUCC
Messenger RNA from Achroia grisella, 2575 nucleotides. RefSeq names its product guanylate cyclase soluble subunit beta-1 (gene Gycbeta100B). Gene Ontology annotation, biological process: cGMP biosynthetic process; response to oxygen levels. The transcript has 15 exons. The record is from RefSeq and is a predicted model, not a curated record. Lineage: Eukaryota; Metazoa; Arthropoda; Insecta; Lepidoptera; Pyralidae. Gene Ontology annotation, molecular function: heme binding; guanylate cyclase activity. Bases 167 to 1972 code for a protein of 601 amino acids. Gene Ontology annotation, cellular component: guanylate cyclase complex, soluble.